This is a messenger RNA of Notothenia coriiceps (black rockcod), 1772 nucleotides long. RefSeq names its product tektin like 1 (gene tektl1). The coding region runs from base 155 to 1573 and encodes 472 amino acids. Lineage: Eukaryota; Metazoa; Chordata; Actinopteri; Perciformes; Nototheniidae. The record is from RefSeq and is a predicted model, not a curated record. The transcript is spliced from 8 exons.
GCGUUUCUAUAGUUACUUGAGGAACUGUUGUUAUGGAGCUCAUUCUUCAACACUUCACACAAAGUUUUCUCCCUGAAUACUUCACUGUGGACAGGUUUAUCUUUCUCAGGAAAGUUACAGCUGGUGGUAAACCCUUUGUUUUAAAGCAGAGAAUAUGCAGGUCCAGUCGGUGCCGCUCGCUUCGGUCACCAUCGGACCGAAGUCUUGGCGCGAUGGGACGCUCCUCUGCAUCCAGCGGGCUGAGCGCCUGGUUCGGCAGACUCGUGCCGGGCGGUCCAGUACCAAUAGCCGGCCUCGGAGCUACAGCGCCUCCGCCGGUUUGAGCCCAAAGCACACAGACUGUACAGCGGAAACAGAUAAGAUCACAGCGGAGGAAUGUAGAGGGAGUCGUGACUGCAAAAAUAAGAUGUCGAGGCCUCAAACUACAGGAGCAGGGUUCCCCAGAGGCUUCCAGGGAAGGACAGUGGCCCCGUUCCCACCAACCAGCUUGCGUGAGCAGUGUGCGGGGGCCAGCGUGGCGGUGGCCGGGGAGUACAUGCGCAGGGUGCGGGAGGUGGAGGGCCAGCUGCGCAGGCAGGCCGGCAGGGGGACGCAGGAGGGCCUCAGGCUGGAGAAGGAGAGGGGGCACCUGGAGAGGAUGCUGCGCAGCCUCAGGGUCGAUCUGACUGUCAACAGGAGGAGCUCAGAGGGGAGGACCAGGAGGCCGUCCACUGCUGAGACUGAGAGAGACGGUGCUGAUUACUUGUUGUUGUGUGAGAGAAGAGAGCUGGCCCAGCUGAAACAGGAUCUGGAGGCAGCGCUGAGAGACACACUGACCCAGCUUCAGGCCCUGGGUCAGAGCGGCAGGCGGGUGCUGGACUGUGCCAGUGAGAGGUCUCGUGUCCUGGAGCUGCUGCCUCCCAGCGGCUCUGCUGGACACGGCAGCGCUGCUCAGAUGUUCGAAAAAACAGACCCCCUCGGCCCCUUUACACCGGAAUGUAAACGGGUCUUAGAGUCGUCAACUUUGACAGUCAACCAGUCACAGCUACUGAGGGAAAAGAUCAGAAAGAUACUCAGCAGCGCCAUCACCAGGCAGAAAGCUGUUCAUCGCACCGUCAAUGAUGGCCUGGUGAAGAAAGUUGCCGAGACAAUCAGUCUAGAGCAAAACCUGACUUUGAUGCAUGCAGCCACCAGGCAGGCCGUGUUUCGAAAGCAGAGGGAAAUUAACUGUAUCCGUCAGAGCUACGGCAGAGUGCAGGGUCCAGAGUACAGCGGUGACAUCCUGACCAGAGAGAAACUCAACAGGCCUCUGGUGCAGGUUUAUCAGAGACACCCAGGGACACAGUUACCGGAGGCUGCUCAACUCAUACAGGGCAGUGCGGUGCUGAGGAGGUGUCUGCAGUCCUCUGAGAGGGAGCUGGCCCGGCUGCAGCGCUCCUGUCUGCAGCUGCUGGACGACCAGCACGGCAAGAGGGCCGCAGCUCAGGUGGACGCAGCCGUCAUCCGCAUGAGGCGACAGCAGGUCGACAAGCGAGCCAUGCCCUCUGCCCUCCAGCAGGGGGCGUGCAGAAAGCAACUUCCUAUGUUUCAGUAGGGCUGCAGCAGACAGAGAGGUGAUGCUUGUAGUGUGUUAGAAAUAGGGAGCAACCAUUGUGAAAAAUGUUAUAGCAUGGGCAACACGUUGGGACACACAUGGGAUGGAAGUGUAUGAACACUGUCACAUAGUCUUGUAUAAUUUUGUUUAAUUUUCUUGGCGCAACAAGGUUAAACAACUGAAAUUUGAUUAAAAUUUA